Molecule: messenger RNA, 405 nt
Organism: Olea europaea var. sylvestris
Lineage: Eukaryota; Viridiplantae; Streptophyta; Magnoliopsida; Lamiales; Oleaceae
Exons: 2
Coding region: 61-405 (114 amino acids)
Source: RefSeq, a predicted model, not a curated record
GUGGCGUAACUCUGUUGUGCAAUUUGUAAUGGGAAUUCUGUUGACUUCUGGUUUACAAAAAUGGUUCUUAUAUUUGAUCCUAACAAAAUUAGGGAAAAGGCGUUCAGAAGAACGAGAAAUAGCUCGUACCAGGUGUGUAGUGAGAUUCAGCAGCAUGGCCUACACCUGAACUCUGAUGCGGCUGUGCGGUUGGAUGUUGAUUUUCUGGGUACAGGUGGGGCUCUGUGGGGAUUUGUGGUUGCGGAUUAUACUCGUGGGCUUACUCACAGCUUUUCUCUGGAAGAUGCCAAGGCAUUAGCCUUGUGCUAUGGGCUCUCUUUUGCUGUUCAGAAUAGCUUCAGCAUUACUAUGGUGGAAUAUGAUGCAUUACGAGUAGUUCAAGCCUCACGUCUAAUACACCUUUGA